Messenger RNA from Mesorhabditis belari, 873 nucleotides. NCBI's taxonomy places the organism in Eukaryota, Metazoa, Nematoda, Chromadorea, Rhabditida, Rhabditidae. The record is from the annotation of a GenBank genome assembly.
AUGACUGACGCAAAGGACGAGCUCGUGCAGAAGGCCAAGUUGGCUGAACAGGCUGAGAGAUACGAUGAUAUGGCUCAGUCGAUGAAACGUGUCACUGAGUUGGGAGCUGAACUUUCGAAUGAGGAACGAAAUCUUCUCUCAGUUGCCUACAAGAAUGUGGUUGGAGCUCGUCGCUCAUCAUGGCGUGUGAUCAGCUCAAUCGAGCAAAAGACUGAAGGAAGUGAGAAGAAACAACAAAUGGCUAAAGAGUACAGAGAAAAAGUCGAGAAGGAACUCCGCGAUAUUUGCCAGGAUGUUUUGACUCUCUUGGACAAGUUCUUGAUCCCAAAGGCUGGGAAUCCAGAGAGCAAGGUGUUCUACUUAAAGAUGAAAGGAGAUUACUAUCGCUAUCUUGCUGAGGUGGCUUCUGGAGAGGAUCGUGCAGCCGUUGUCGACAAGUCUCAACAAUCCUACCAAGAGGCUUUCGACAUCGCCAAGGACAAAAUGCAACCCACGCACCCGAUUCGGCUCGGUUUGGCGCUCAACUUCUCGGUGUUCUACUACGAGAUCUUGAAUGCGCCAGAUAAGGCGUGCCAAUUGGCGAAACAGGCACAAGAAUUGGCAAAGGGAAAUCUCCCCACAACGCACUCGGUUCGAUUGGGGCUUGCGCUGAAUUACUCGGUUUUCUUUUACGAGGUCGCACACAGUCCCGAUCGGGCCUGUCAACUCGCAAAACAGGCGUUCGAUGACGCGAUCGCUGAGUUGGACACCCUAAACGAGGACUCCUACAAGGACUCAACCCUCAUCAUGCAAUUGUUGAGGGACAAUCUCACUUUGUGGACCUCGGAUGCCGCCGGAGAUGAUGACCAAGGAGACAACGCUGAUGGAGGAAAC